Leptomonas pyrrhocoris is the source of this 2871-nucleotide messenger RNA. Its product is annotated as putative mitochondrial phospholipid:diacylglycerol acyltransferase. Bases 649 to 2871 code for a protein of 740 amino acids. Gene Ontology annotation, cellular component: cytoplasm. The transcript has a single exon. The record is from RefSeq and is a predicted model, not a curated record. Lineage: Eukaryota; Euglenozoa; Kinetoplastea; Trypanosomatida; Trypanosomatidae. Gene Ontology annotation, biological process: lipid metabolic process.
GACGGCACAUGUGUUUCAUUGAAUACAACGGAUAGUGUCUCUUCAUCAAAUCCAUAUAAUAUAUACAUAUAUCGACCUAUACAACAUACACACAGCACGGCCACGUCGCAGAUCAGAAACACUUGUCAGAGACCGAAAAUCGAGACGUAGCGCCAAUAAUAUAUAUAUCAAGAACAAGUAGCAGCAGCAGUGACGGAAGCUCAUCGUUCUCCCUCUCAUUUUUUUUCCUUAGUCGUUUGACUGUUUAGUUCGUCCUUUCACAUUCAAAAGUGUGUGUGUUUGUGUUCUGCGUCUUCCUCUGUCUCUUCCUUCUACUCCCCUCCCCCCUCACUAUAAAGAUAAAGGGGAAGGAAAUUGUUUUGUUGCUGAUCUGCGUUUGCAUCUACGUGCGGUCGUUGUGGCUCGCCCGGACGGGUUGAAUAUCUAGCCGUUCGCCCACGCACAUACACGCACUCCUCCUUCAGGGCUUACCCGUCAUCCACGCGUGUUCGGCCAUUCGUGCCGGCUGCCUUCGUCUGCAUCGAAAUUGGGUCCUCCUUGUUCUCGUCGUUAACAGAAAGAAAGGAGGGCAAAGAAGGUUUGCAGCGUACUUUACUAUUUAUCUGUUUACUUUAUUGUUUUUAUUAUUAUUAUAUUUUCGCUCUCACGAUGCCGCGUCGCCGCUCGCCGUCUCUGGACCCGAGGCCGAUCGUGAUGCACCGCCGUCCUAAUCGUCGCCACCCUCCUUCCCUCCCCUCUCAGCACGCGGAGGAGCACGUCGAGCCUUCCGCGCAAACGGUCUCAGCGAUGCAGGUGCACGGCGUCCAGCAAUCCGUCCCCGUCCUGGACCUCCAGAGCAGCGUCGACGCUCUCCACCGCCCACCCGCCAUCGAGGUCUCACCUGCCCACCCGCGUGUGAGUGCGGCGGGACACAACAUGCCCGCUGGGGACCGCAAAGAUCGUCGCGCCUCCGCUGCGGCGGCGGCAGUGGGCAAACAAAGCUGGUGGCGCCGCUUCCUGGGCUUCAUGUUCCAGCGCGAGGACUUCCUCGACUUCGACACUGCCACGACGGAUCGGACUAGCGCGUCGGACAUCACGCGCGCGGAGCAGCGAACGGCGAGCGUGGUGGAGCGGCUGCGGGUGCCGGGGUGGAUGAAGCACAUCAUCUUCGAUAUGCUCGACUUUUGGAUGCGGAAGCGCGUCCACUUCGUCGUGCUGCUGCUGGCGGUGCUGCUCUACUUUAUUGUCCCGCAAGGCGUGAUGGAGGACGUGACACGCAGCUUUGCGAUUGACGAGGAGACACGCCCGGGGCGGACCUUCUUCGCGAAGUACAACCACGGCGACCACCACCUGCCGCGGCGGCACCCAGUCGCCAUCAUCCCCGGCUUUAUCACAGGCGCGUUGGAGGUGUGGGAGACGUCGCUGCCGUGUGUGCGGAACAGCACCCUCUUUUCUGGGUUUCGGCAACGCAUGUUCGGCUCGCAGAUGCUGUUGAUGAUACUGACGGACCCACACUGCUGGCUGCAGCUGUUCAGCAUGGACCCGAAGACGGGGCUGGACAAGGCGGGCACGAAGGUGCGGGCAGACACGGGCUUCACCUCCGUUGACUUCUUCGUUCCCGGCUACUGGGUCUGGGCGAAGAUCCUCAUCAACCUGGCGGACAUCGGCUACGACCCGCAGAGCAUGGCCGUCAUGUCCUACGACUGGCGCCUCUCCCCGCGCAAGGCGCACGAUCGGGACGGCUUUUUCUUCCAGCUGCGCAACAGCAUUCGCUUUCUGUGCCAGAAGAACCGGCGCCGCGCCGUGGUGAUCUCGCACAGCUACGGCGCCACCGUGGCGGUGGCCUUCUUCCGCUGGGCGGAGCAGCGGGAGAGCGGGUUCAUGGAUCGACACGUCGCCUACUACGUGAACCUCGGCGGCACUACCAUGGGCACCGCCAAGGCCACCUCAUCCCUUCUGUUUGGAGAUGCGAAGGACACCCUCAGCAUUCCGGCCCCCGCCCGCAGAGCGCUGGACACGUUUGUCAGCCAGGAGUCGCGCUACCGCUUCAUGCGGACCAUGAGCUGCCUCGUCUCGAUGCUGCCACUCGGUUGUGAGGAGCUGUGGCCGGACUUGGUCGUGCUGCCCAACGGCACCUCCCUCUCGACGCGUGGCACCGCAGAGCUCAUUCGUGACGAGUGCACCCACUCGGGUCACGAGGACUGCGCACGCGAGACGAGCUACCUACUGGAGACGAUCGACGACCUUCCGGUGCUGCCGCAGGCACCCAACACCACCGUGGCGUGCCUCUACGGUGUCGGCGUACCGGCGGAGGCAGGGUACUACCUGAGAGAGAACAGCGAUCCAAACAGCCGCCUUCGCUACGUCGUGAACAACUCAUGGUUCGACAACACCAGCGCCUACGGUGUCCGCUUCACCGACGGCGACGAGACGGUGCCGCUGCUGUCGCUGGCCUACAUGUGCCGGGCGGUAAACGGGUGGAGCCGCAACGUGGGCCGCGUCAUUACGCGGGAGUACAACCACAACGUGACGGACGCCUCUCCACUCGACCUACGCGGUGGCCCCCGCAGCGGCCGCCACGUCGACAUCCUCGGCAACUUUGACAUGCUGGAGGAUAUUUUAAAAAUAGCUAGCGGCGUUGACGAGAUGGGUGGUGAGCCGGGCCAGGACGAGUUCGAGUACGCGGACGAGUCAACGGGGCAGUCCGUCACGCUGCAGCGCCGUGUGCGGGACCGCAUUUACUCCGACGUGGACUUCCAGAUCCGCCGAAACGCGCGGGCGUGUCUGCGCAAGAAGAACACGCCGAUCCAGCCCAAGGCGGUGGAGAGCCUUGAUGCGGAUAACGAAUUUGUGUGGAGCGGGAUCCCGUCCUCACCGCCGCAGAAGCAUUAG